Athene cunicularia (burrowing owl) is the source of this 4129-nucleotide messenger RNA. It is a transcript of the gene KCNJ16, whose product is annotated as potassium voltage-gated channel subfamily J member 16. Gene Ontology annotation, biological process: potassium ion import across plasma membrane; regulation of monoatomic ion transmembrane transport. Lineage: Eukaryota; Metazoa; Chordata; Aves; Strigiformes; Strigidae. Gene Ontology annotation, cellular component: plasma membrane. The record is from RefSeq and is a predicted model, not a curated record. Gene Ontology annotation, molecular function: inward rectifier potassium channel activity. The coding region runs from base 668 to 1957 and encodes 429 amino acids. The transcript is spliced from 5 exons.
CAGAGCUGUCAUUAAAAGAAACGAGCCUGCCUUCUUGUAUCCAAACACAAGAUAGGGUGAGAUUGAUUCAGCAAAACCCAGAGUCCUGUGAGUUAGCACAACCGGCUCCCGCGGAUGGCUGGCUGCGCGAGCUGGAGAAACCUCAUAGCACCUUGCACCAGGCCAUUCCUCCGUUUAGUCCCUAUGGUUUGCUGUUGGUUUGGUUUUCUGUUACAGGUUCAUCGUGUAUCCAAAGUCCAGACGUGGACAGGGUCUCUGUGCGGGGAUUGCAUUCCGAUCCGCUCCUGACCUUGCACGUCGCACAGCUGCUGGCACACAAGAAACAAAGGACCCUUGAAAUAACUUCCUCAUGGAGGCAUGAGCAAAGGAGCGCCCAGAAGCAAAGCUGGGCAGAAGGCAGGUGGGCAGAGACACAAGCAGCAGUGGAGCACAGAAGUAGGAGCGGGCAGAGUCCUAAGCUGAAGAUCCUAUAGAUAGGCUCAGGCUCUGCCAACCUGUCAGUCCAGCCAUACAAGAGAGAGGGAGAGAGACAGAGGGAAAAGAAAGGAGGGAGUGAAGCAGAGAUUCUUUCAGGUCUCAGCAGACGUUAAGAUUUCCAAUCAACAAAGAAAACAAAUAGCCCCUGGGACCGCAAGUGUGUUCUGUAAACUGAUGCCACAAGGCAGGUAUGAGAAAGAUGACUGAACAGAGUGGCCGCUAUAGGCCUGUAAACAUACAGGGAAAUAAGAUCAGUUACCAAGGCACUUGUCAAGAAAGCCCUGAGAUGGGGAUGAAAAGAUUGCAGAAUCGAUUUCUCCACAAGGAUGGCAGCUGCAAUGUGUACUUCAAACACAUCUUUGGGGAAUGGGAGAGCUAUGUAGUGGACAUAUUUACCACACUGGUGGACAUCAAGUGGCGCCAUAUGUUUGUGAUAUUCUCGUUGUCGUAUAUUCUUUCAUGGCUGUUCUUCGGACUAGUCUUCUGGCUGAUAGCAAUCCAACACGGAGAUUUAUUCAAUGAUGAAGAAAUAACCCCCUGUGUGGCAAAUGUCCACAGCUUCACAGGAGCGUUCCUAUUCUCCCUCGAAACCCAAACGACCAUCGGUUAUGGUUACCGCUGUGUUACAGAAGAGUGCUCUCUUGCAAUCCUCAUGGUUAUCCUACAGUCAGUAUUAAGCUGCAUUAUUGACACCUUCAUAAUCGGAGCAGCCUUGGCUAAAAUGGCCACAGCUCGAAAACGAGCUCAAACCAUUCGUUUCAGCUACUAUGCUGUAGUUGGCUUAAGGGAUGAUAAAUUCUGCCUCAUGUGGCGCAUCGGUGAUUUCCGGCCGAAUCACAUGGUUGAGGGCUCGGUACGAGCUCAGCUCCUGCGCUACAAGGAAGACAAGGAGGGGAGAAUGACAAUGGAAUACAAGGACUUGAAGUUGCUAAACGACCAGAUCAUACUUGUUACACCAGUGACAGUCGUGCAUGAAAUUGAUAGCGAGAGCCCCUUGUAUGGUCUAGACCGGAAAGCUCUGGCCAAGGACAACUUUGAAAUCUUGGUCACGUUUGUCUACACAGGUGAUUCAACAGGAACUUCACAUCAGUCGAGAAGCUCAUAUGUCCCCAGAGAGAUUCUCUGGGGCCACAGGUUUAAUGAUGUCUUACACGUAAAGAAAAAAUACUAUAAGGUGGAUUGCUUACAGUUUGAAGAAACCACAGAAGUUUAUGCUCCUCACUGCAGUGCCAUGCAACUGGAUCGGAAGGAGCAAGAAUGGAACCGAACCGAGAAGACACGGGAAAAAGAAGCAGAGACGUCGGCACUGGAGAUCAAGUCAUUUAGUACUAACCAAAAGUCAUUUAGUGCCAUUGCUCUCAUCACUAGUUGUGAAGAUCCAGAAGACCCAUUGACAGCUGUCAAUCAGCCUUCUGGAGAAAUUUCUUAUCGGAAAGCAGCUGUGACCUUAAGUAGGCUAUCAAUAGAGUCCCAAAUCUAGCUUGUUACUGCAAUUAAAAUCACUUCCAAGUUGUCAUAGCAUAGCUUUUAGAAUAUAAACAAUGAACUCAUAUGCACAAGUAUUUAUAUUAUAAACCUCACUGACAGCCUGCCCACAUUGUAAUACACUGCUGAGCUGCUAGAAGGAGCUUCUUACUGGUUAGUGUGGAUAUCAGUAACAGAUUAGUGUUGGCACAGGAAAAUAGCAUACAUUUGGGUUGACUAGACAGCUACCGGACUUGAGCAAACUUACUGUAAACUUUAUUACCCUGCCGGGACCGGUGUUGGACAUACCCAGAGAUAACAAUCUAGGCAGGGAACAAAACCAGUGUGCCCUCUAGGGCAGGCUUUUCAAAGCUGCCUAACGGAUUGGGAAGCCAGUCCCUCUAGGAGGCUCUGAAACUCCCCCACCAUCAUGUCAAAAACCCUGCACCUCCCCGGCAGUUCAGAGAACCCCCAUCCCGGGGUUACGCUGGCGAAUCUGUGGGGCUGUUGGUUGUAGGAGGGAGUGAACUGGUAAGAAUCACUGAACCCAGUAUUACUGGGUAGCUUUGGAAGCCUGCUUACACCCUGCCUAGUCCUGCGGGAUCCACGGUGGGAUCCUGGGGAGCUUUUCUCAUUUCCUAGUGGUGAGCCAUUCCCAGAACUGCCACUCCCUCAGCAGCUUGAGGUCUGCGGUGGGUCAGCUGGCUGGGGGCUGCGCGCAGGUUGUGUUACGUGGCUCUGACCGGCUGGGAGGGCUGGGGCUGGCCAAACUGGCUCCUUCGCGUGGCUCGGAAAUCAAAAGGAGACCUCCAGUUUGAAAUCGAAAUCCACAAAAUCACGUUGAGCCUCACAGAGAAGAUCGUGUUUUUAGAACGAGCUGUGCAAUAUUUUAAAUCGAAACGUCUUUCAUUUCAGAAUGUCAGCCUUGCUUUUCUUGUUAGUGCAUUAUACUUCUUCAAAAAGACAAAAAUCAAUGUGAGGACCAAACAGUGUGAUUUUGGCAAAAUUAAAUUAUUUUUAUUCAUCUGAAAUGACUGUGUAAAAAUGAUCCUGCACAGAGAAAUUCAACAUACUCAGCUAUCAGCUCGAUUUGGAAAAAAAAACCAAAGUGUUAAUGUUUUGAAGUUGUCUGUGACAUGGAAGUUCCGUGCUCUGCACAUCUCUGUAAUUAUUCAGUAAGCAAUAUCUCAUCAUGCUUUUUUCCCCUGAUGAUUACGGUUAAUUUGCAUUGUGUUUAAUUAUCAUGCUAACGUAAAAAUAAUUAUGUCUGAAUUUGUGGUUGCCUAAAAUGGGAUUUAUCUCACCUGACCUCAGCCAUCAAGAAAAUAAGUGUUUGCCUACUAGUCGAGGCUCUCUGUGGUUACUAGAACUCUUCUUCUGUCUUCACAGAGGAGCUCCUCCCAUCUGACUCCGGCUUUUUAGGACGCUGAAGGCAAUAGGAUGUGUUCAUCCUGGAAGUGUUCAUCCCUCUCCAUUUAUUGUUGAAGGAGAUGAGAUGAGAUGACUGUUGUGGAAAUGCUCGCUAACUUUAGGCUGCUAAAAUUAGGUCUGACGAGUCAUUCACAUCAUUCUGACUAAUUAAAAGUUUUUAUGAGCUCAUCACAUUUAAUGAAGAAAAAUAGCAUGCUGAUUUUUUUUUUUUCCCUGAAAUUUACUCCAUAUAGUAGUAUCGCUGCAUUAUCUUAAUAUAUUUGCAUUUCUCUUUUGCUAGCACUUGUCUUUGGAUAGAUGUGAUUGCUUUAGGUAAAGGCAAGCAUAUUAACAAGCCUAGGGGGAGGCGGUUAUUCCAAAGCUCAUUAAUUAGCCUAUUUUAUAUGCUGAAUCAUCAGCAGCAUCCAUCUCCAACUGCAGUAGAAAACAGCUUAUUGUAUCCUGGAUCUGAGCACUGGCAGGCUUUGGGGAAACAGUCUAGAAAAUGGGAAGGAAUGUAGAAAAAUGUGUAAGGGACUCGGUACUUAUGUGGUGUCGGAAAAAAUGCCAUCCAGAUUGUAUAAAGUAGAACACAGCCUUCAAGACAUGUGAAGUAAUCCUUCCACACUCCUCUGUCCUUGAAAGAUCUUGGCCGGGUUACUUUAUUCAAUGCUGGGCACCACACUUUGGGAAAGAGAUGGAGCAAUCUGAAGAUAAUCCGGGGAUCUAGAAAACAUCUCAGUGAGGAAGUAGGGAAAGAGCUCAAGGUCUUUCAGUC